Abrus precatorius (Indian licorice) is the source of this 2170-nucleotide messenger RNA. Its product is annotated as ankyrin repeat-containing protein At2g01680-like. The record is from RefSeq and is a predicted model, not a curated record. Gene Ontology annotation, molecular function: protein phosphatase 1 binding; protein phosphatase regulator activity. The transcript is spliced from 3 exons. NCBI's taxonomy places the organism in Eukaryota, Viridiplantae, Streptophyta, Magnoliopsida, Fabales, Fabaceae. Gene Ontology annotation, cellular component: plasma membrane. Bases 217 to 1800 code for a protein of 527 amino acids.
GAGUUCAACGGGGAAUCACUAUCCCUUCUUUCACAUCCAUAUCCCCUUACACUACAUUUUCUCUCUCUUCUUUGAUACCCAGAAUUAAAGUUUCACGCUUUCACUCUCUGUGCAACCGCGUCUCAUCUGGUUUGAAGAAAAAGCUUCAGAUAGAGAAAGGUUUGUGAUGGAAGGAAGCUGAAAGAGUUGGUUGUGUUGGUGUUGUCUGAGAGAGAGAUGGAGUCGAAGGGCGUGCGUUUCAUAGCGUUCCAAUCGAUAUUCUCGAGCGUUGGAUCUGGAGACCUUGAUGGGGUGAAAAAACUGGUGGAGCAAGUGAAGAGCGAUAAAGGCUCAUCGCUUUCUGAUGUGAUGUCCCUUCAGAACGAUGCUGGAGAAACCGCGCUUUACAUCGCUGCAGAGAAUAAUAUGCACGAGAUUUUCUGCUACUUGCUCAAGUUCUGUGACUUUCAAGUCGUCAAGAUUCGCUCAAAGUCUGAUAUGAACCCAUUUCACGUUGCUUCCAAACGUGGCCAUCUCGAUAUUGUGAGGGAGCUUCUGAAUACUUGGCCUGAGGUUUGCAAGUUGUGUGACUCGUCAAACACCAGUCCCUUGUAUGCUGCAGCAGGUCAAGACCAUUUGGAUGUGGUGAAUGCUAUAUUGGAUGUUGAUGUCGGUUCCAUGUUUAUAGUUAGGAAAAAUGGCAAAACUGCACUGCACAAUGCUGCUAGAUAUGGUGUCCUUCGCAUUGUAAAAGCACUUAUUGCUCGGGAUUCAGGAAUAGUAUGCAUCAAAGACAAAAAAGGUCAAACUGCACUGCAUAUGGCUGUCAAGGGACAGAGCACUGAAGUGGUGGAGGAGAUAUUGGUAGCUGAUCCUUCUAUAAUGAAUGAGCGAGAUAAGAAGGGUAAUACGGCUCUUCAUAUGGCUACGAGGAAAGGCCGUUCACAGAUCGUGAGCUUUUUGCUAAUCUAUUCAGCCAUGGAUGUUAAUGCUAUCAAUAAGCAGCAGGAAACUGCCUUGGAUUUGGCAGAUAAACUGCCGUAUGGAGAUUCAGCUUUAGAAAUCAAGGGAGCCCUUGCAGAAUAUGGUGCCAAGCAUGCCAGGAAUGUUGGCAAAGUGGAUGAAGCAAUGGAACUCAAAAGAACUGUGAGUGAUAUAAAACAUGAGGUGCAAUCACAACUCAUACAAAAUGAAAAGACCCGUCGGCGAGUUUCUGGUAUUGCUAAGGAAUUGAAGAAACUUCACAGAGAAGCAGUUCAAAACACCAUUAAUUCUGUCACAGUCGUUGCUGUCCUUUUUGCCUCAAUAGCAUUCUUGGCCAUCUUCAAUUUGCCUGGUCAAUAUAUAAUGACAGGACCAGAUACUGGAGAAGCUAAUAUAGCCCACCAUGUUGGUUUCCAAGUUUUCUGCCUUCUGAAUUCUACCUCCCUUUUCAUUUCUCUUGCAGUUGUUGUAGUUCAAAUCACUUUGGUAGCUUGGGACACAAGGGCUCAAAGGCAGAUUGUGUCGGUCGUUAACAAGUUGAUGUGGGCUGCAUGUGCUUGCACUUGUGGUGCUUUUCUAGCAAUAGCUUUUGAGGUUGUUGGAGAGAAAACAUGGAUGGCUAUUACCAUCACUGUUUUGGGAGCACCUAUUCUAGUUGGGACUCUAGCAAGCAUGUGCUACUUUGUUUUUCGACAACAUUUUGGAACUUUCCGUAGCGAUUCGCAGAGACGCAUCAAGAGAGCGAGUGGAAGCAAAUCAUUUUCAUGGUCUUAUUCUGCAAAUAUAUCAGAUUUGGAUGAAUAUAAUUCUGACAUUGAGAAGAUAUAUGCCCUGUGAGCCAAGCACACAACAGAAGAGCAAUGUUUCAACUUUUUAACUGAAACUGGUUUUACACUGCGGAGGUUGUUCCUAAGUGAUGAUAAUGUUUGCUCAUCGUGAUUUCAUCGUUCAUCUCGAGUUUGCAGUUUGAGGUUUCAGGUUGUACUACUAGUCAAGUUGGUUGAGUUUGCAUAUACUAAUAUCUGUGAUUAUAAAUUAUAAUUAAUAAUCAGCACCUGUAGAUUUAUGUAUAUGUAAUAAGAAAUAUGAAUAAAAAGCACUGCUUAAGUUUUGAUUAUGGAACAGGUAUUAUCAUUACAAAACGAAAAUGAGUUUUCCCUUCCUUUAAAUUUAUAUUGUUUCGUGUACGAAAGUUUCGCUUUCUGUC